Molecule: messenger RNA, 690 nt
Organism: Prorocentrum cordatum
Lineage: Eukaryota; Dinophyceae; Prorocentrales; Prorocentraceae
Source: the annotation of a GenBank genome assembly
GGGAGGAGGGAGGGUUAAACCCCUCCUCGAAGCGGAACAAGGGGGGUUGGAAGAGGAACAUUCUGAACCAUUCACGUCCUGAAGGGCUGGUCGGAUUCGGAGCACCGCGCCUCUGUGUCCCUCCCCGUCCCGUCCGAUUCUUACUCCUUCCCCUUCCUCUUACCCUUCCACUCCGCCUCGUCCUCAUCCUCGUGGUGUUCUUUGUUGGUUAUUGCCUAAUACAGUGAGGUGAGGCCCGUUGGUUCUCUUGUCGUCGUCGUCGGCGUCGUUGUCGCUUGUCCCCGAUCGGCCAGCUCCUGCGCCAGGGUGGUUCCGUUUGGGACGAUAGCGUCGAGGGCGGCGGAAUUGACGCCAUGGACAGCAUCUACCCCUCGGUGCGGCUGUCGGAGGUUCCCGUGGAGUACACCGAGGAGGUCAUCGUGGAACUGCACGAAGCCAGCGGCCUGACCGCUGACAUCCUGACGGAGAUCGUUCUGCUGGAGCCCGCGGACGCCUCUUCCGCGACGCGCUGCGUCGUCUUGAAAUAUGCCGACCAGGCCUCCGCGGAGACGGCCGUGCAAGUUCUGCAAGGCCGCGCGGUUCGCCCCAGAUCUGGGCGGCCAAAGGUGCUGCAGGCGGAGCUGGUGCACGCAGGCGGCGACGCCUCUGGCGAGUUCGAGGUGCCCGCCGAGGGCGAGCCCGAGGCGCAGG